Molecule: messenger RNA, 1418 nt
Organism: Camponotus floridanus (Florida carpenter ant)
Lineage: Eukaryota; Metazoa; Arthropoda; Insecta; Hymenoptera; Formicidae
Product: leucine-rich melanocyte differentiation-associated protein
Exons: 5
Coding region: 444-1190 (248 amino acids)
Molecular function (GO): protein binding
Source: RefSeq, a predicted model, not a curated record
GUUUAAUGAGCGCAAAACUCUCUCAAAAUUUGUGUCGUCACGAUGUUUGUUCUCCCGCGAGCACGUGCACUUUAUAUAACCUCUGUAAGUCUCUAAUCUUACAAAUCGCGUUGAUUUCCUAUACAUUCAUACCAUAUUUUCACGAUGCUUUCGAGAAUACGUAUUUGUCUCUCUCCUAUCUUAUCACUUCCCUGUCCAAUAUGUGAUAACUUUACCUGACCAGACCGAUUUUCAAUGAAAGUUAUAAAUCUUGUGUGACAAGUCACUAUGAAUGUGAUAUUUAUUUUAUAUGAAAAGAGAUUUUUUUGCUUGAGUGUACAUCUAUUUUCCAACAUCAGUUUUAGAUUUUUAAUUAAGGCUUGAUAAGUGUUAGAAACUAGGAGUAUUAUCAAAUACAUGGUCUUUUUAUCAUAUUAGUCUUAUAAGGUGAUGUAAAAAUAAGAAUGUCAGGCAAGAUAAAACAUGAGAUAAAACAUUUGUUGAAAAUAAAAGAGGAGGAAGAAUAUGCCAUGACUUGUCUAAGGACAUAUAUACAUGUGGAUAAACAUAGUAGACAAUUAUCAACUUCAGAUGAUGCAUCUGCGAAGCAAAUUGAUUCUUUGUCACUUGCAUAUGAAGGUCUUUUUACCAUGCCUUAUAACAUUAUACAAGAUUAUGGUUUCAUCAUAGAACAUUUAGAUAUUAGUCAUAAUGUGUUCAGCAGGAAUUUACAAUUUUUAUCAGAGUUUGACAACUUGAGAUCUCUCAAUUUGGAUCACAAUAAGAUAGAUGAUACUACUAUAUUCCCAUACAUGCCAAAUCUUGAGCUCCUCUGGUUAAAUCAUAAUUACAUUAAAAAUCUACAUCCAUUUAUUAAGAAUCUUCAUAAGAGUAUACCAAAUCUUAAAUAUUUAUGCCUCAUGGGAAAUGAAGCGGCACCUAGUUAUCUUAACGGUGGAAGUUUUUUUGAAUAUCUUCAAUAUAGGUUAUUUGUGCUAUCUUGGUUUCCACAUUUGGUGCACUUGGAUGAUAGAACAGUGAAUGACGAGCAGCUAUUAGAGGCCAAGAGACUGUUCAAACGACCACUGUUUGAAAAUACAAUAGAACUGCCAGAAUGCUUUAAGGAUUUGCAUAAUAAAAUAAAUAUCUUUUCCAAGCCAUCAAUGCCUGAUGGACAAAAAAUGUCAAAAGAAACAAAUUUUAUUAUUUAAACAGUAUUAUUAAUGCAGCUCAAAGGAAAUUGAUUAUGAGAGAAUAAUUGAUUACAAGGAAAUGAUUACGAGAAAAUUGAUUAUAAGGAAUAUUGAUUACGAAAUAUUCUUUUAAGAAAGAAAUGAGAUUACGAUACUUUGUAUCCCAUGGAAAUAUGUGCCAAUUAUGAAAGCAAUAUGGAAUACUAUGUUUUAUAAUACGUAAGCGUUUUUUUUAUAAUUUAAGUU